Molecule: messenger RNA, 2348 nt
Organism: Tremella mesenterica DSM 1558
Lineage: Eukaryota; Fungi; Basidiomycota; Tremellomycetes; Tremellales; Tremellaceae
Exons: 3
Coding region: 4-2265 (753 amino acids)
Cellular component (GO): TRAPPIII protein complex
Source: RefSeq, a predicted model, not a curated record
AUCAUGGAACCUCUAACAUUGAGCGUUCUACAUCUGGCCCCUCUGACCCUCCUAUCCUCAACCAACGAUGACUCCCCAUCUUUUGACCCUGUACCUUCAGCCGACUCACCCUCCAUCCCCAUCCCUCCUCCUCCAACAACCUUCCCCUUUUCCCAAUCCCCUCAACUCGCUCAUCCUAACGGUGUCGUCUCUCUCGGUUCUCCACUUUCCCUCGGACUUCAACUGCGCAACUCCCAUGUGCAGAAACAUGACGUACUCGGAGUCAGAAUGAUGGUUGAGAUUCAAUCUCCUUCUAUCAAAACUCGACUUGGUGAGGUUAUCCAUCGAACUUCUUCCCCAGUGGACAAAUCGGAUUUGGAGAAUGUUACAGAGUCGGAGGAAAGUACAGGUUUCUCGGUUUUGAAAUAUGACGAAGCGGUCAAUUUAGAUUCAGUAUGCGAGAUGAAAGAAUUAGGGAAUCAUAUGAUUAUUUGUUCGGUAGCUUGGGAAACUUUAGAUGGGAGGAAAACUUUUCAACGGUUUUAUAGGUUUACAGUCAACCCUCCAUUAGCUAUGAAAACUCGUGUCAAACCUCCUCAAUCAUCAAAUCUCCUUUUGAACCCUCUUCGACGUGAAGACGUUUAUCUGGAAAUACUAAUGCAAAACGUUUCUAAAGAAGGUAUCCUUUUCGAUAAAGUUUUACUUGAAGCUGUUCAAGGAUUGACUGCUAAAUCUAUCAUCUCUCAAACAACUGGAAAUGGUCUUACGUCAGAAACCAUGGUUGGAGCUUGUAUAAAAGGAGAAGGGGAAACACUUUUUCCUGGUGAUACUAGACAAUAUCUAUUUCUUAUCACUCCGGAUUUUCCUUCUUCUUUCGACAUGUCAGAUUCUGUGAUUUCGAAAACUUCUCAAACGACCAUUACCGAUCAUACAGAACAACAAGUCAUUCCAGCAGAUCGGCAGAAUGAAGAUUUCGACCACGAAGUAGAGAAGGAGACGGACGUGGAGAAGAAGACGGAGACGGAGACGGAGGCAGAAGGAGAAGAAGAAGGAGAAGGGAUAAUUGAGGAAACGAUCAAGAAAAAGAAAAUCUCAAAUUUCCCACCUAAUCAUCCUAAUGGAACUGUCCUUCCUUUAGGUAGAUUAGAUUUAUCUUGGCAUUCUGGACCAUACAGACACCCAGGAAGAUUACAAACAUCAACUUUGAAUCAACGUUUUACUCUUAAUUCAUCCCCAACAUCUUUUCCUCUACCGACACGUACGACUCCCGCUUCACCUCGACCUGUAUCACGAAAUUCCAUUUCUACCAACCAAACUUCUAUACCUCCCAUUCAAACGAAAGAUGAUCAAAUGACGGAAUGGGAAUUUGAUCUCAUCUCCAUCCCCACUUCACCCUCUUCUUCCUCCUCGUCGUCCACACUCAAAGUGAACUCAUCAUCCUUGGAUACGACCACCAUACAAAGCGUGGAUGUCGAACAUAUUAUAACGACACGUUGGCGAAUUAGUUUUCGUCAUACCACUCAUUCCUCAAUAUCAGAUCCUCCAUCUUUACCUCAAAUAGCUAUCCAACGUCUCUCCAUAACCCCUCAAAACGUUCCUUCUCAGGAUAUAAAAUCUACUCAAGGUAUGAGUGGUAUACCAGAUUUAUCAAUUCAACCACCUAGUAGAACUUCCACACCUAUGUCAUCUCGGGAUUCAAGAUCAAGACCUUUUUCUCCUCCUACAACACCUUCUACACCUGGUACACCAUCAAGACCUUUCACUCCUUUGAGUGCUCAAUUGAGACAAGCUACAAAUUCUAAAAUAUCAACAUCACCCUUAUCGAGAAAUACAAAUAUGACACCUUCUUCUUCCUCUACCAGUCUUUCCGGUUUGACGGGAGGAUCAAGUGGAAUGGAAAUGCGUAAAGGCACCAGUGUAGGUAUUACGUUGGAUCAGAAUAUGAAUUUAGAAGUUGAGAAAGAAAGUUUUCCACCUUUUCCCAGUAAACUUUCACCUUUGUCCGAUGAUGAGGGUCAAGUGGAGAGAGGAGAAUUGAAAUUUCUAGGACCCAGUUUGAUCGUUUUACCCCUUCAUAAACUUGAAUUAAGGGAAGAACGUUUAGGUCCGACAUAUGAGGAUACCGUACCGAUGCAGAAGUGGGAAGGUCAGGUGGAAUUUGAUCUCAGUUAUUUGGGUUGGAAAGAAGGUUUGAGUGAAUUGGGAGGAUUGAGAGUUUUGUUGAUGGAUAAUCAAGCUGUGGGACGGGAAUGGGAUAGUCUGGGGAAUGUUUGGGUAGAAGGAUGAUUUUGCGUCUUGUACUAUUAUGCCAGUACAAUCCAGUCUCAUUCUCAUGCUUGUAAGCUUUCCUCUGCAGCACAUUACCGAAU